GUAUGAUAACCUGAUAAGAGGUUAAUUCGGGCACUGGAAAAUUCUGUGUUGUGUUAAUUUUGUUGAUUUGGUGUUGUAUGUAAUUUAUUUCAGAUCACUGGCGCCUUCUUAAGCCUAAGAUAGGGAUGGCUUCCAGAAAAAUGUUUAAUAAAUUUGUUUUUGGAGGGAGGGUUGGUUGGUUUUUACCAACAAGGAGCUUAAAAAGUUUUCCUCCGCCUCCAAAUUAUGGAAAUAUUGAAAUACCUGAAAAAGGCAAACCUAGAUUUGUUGAAAAAGUUCCUCAACCAUGGGGUAAUGUUAAAAUGCCAAAAAUGACUAAGAAUUUAAAAUUCAUGAGGGGUCCAGAAGAAAUUCAUAACAGUCUCAUACACAAACAAUAUGGAAUAAUUGCCUUAGGUGGAGGUAGACUAAAGUUUGGACAUUUUGAAAUGAUGAGAUUAACUAUUGGCCGAAAGAUGGAUCCUAGUAGAAUGUUCACAAUGUGGAGGGUUGAUCCUCCUUGGCAACCAGUGACUCGUAAGGGACAAGGACAAAGAAUGGGUGGAGGAAAGGGUGCCAUUGAUCAUUAUGUUACCCCUGUAAAAGCUGGAAGAGUGAUUAUUGAGGUUGCAGGAAAAUGUGAAUUUAAUGAAGUGAAAGGAUUCUUGGAAAUAGUCGCAAAUAAUCUCCCUUUUAAGGCUAUGGUUGUAUCUCAAGAAAUUAUGGAAAAACAAAAGAAAUUAGAAGAGGCUAAGGAAAAGGCCAACACAAAUCCUUAUACUUUUGAAUUUAUUAUUAAAAAUAAUAUGGGAGACUGCCAUAGAUGGAUUAAAAGAAUUGAUCAUUUUCAUUUUGGAAAAUAUGUUUAAUAAUACAUGUUUUGUAUAAAUUGAAUAUUUUAAAAUAAGAAUGAUGAAUCUUAUGAACUUGAUAUAAUGAAAGUUAUUAAGAAAGUUAUAUACACAUUGCAACAUCAA
Messenger RNA from Nezara viridula (southern green stink bug), 956 nucleotides. NCBI's taxonomy places the organism in Eukaryota, Metazoa, Arthropoda, Insecta, Hemiptera, Pentatomidae. The record is from the annotation of a GenBank genome assembly.